Molecule: messenger RNA, 2264 nt
Organism: Electrophorus electricus (electric eel)
Lineage: Eukaryota; Metazoa; Chordata; Actinopteri; Gymnotiformes; Gymnotidae
Gene: luzp2
Product: leucine zipper protein 2
Source: RefSeq, a predicted model, not a curated record
CCUAACCAUUAAUAAAUCUGUCCGUGUUUAUUUAAAGCCAAACAGCCUUCGUCUCACACUCUCAGUCACACACACACACAGCUCACAGCUGCAACUGACCGCCACGGCGUGUGCGCCCGAGUUACCGCGCGUGUGCGCAAGGGAAAGUGUGCGAGCGAGCAAAGGAUAAGGAGACAGAAGGAGGGAGAGGAAAGCGAGCGAUCGAGAAACGAGAAAGAGACGCGGAGUGCAAGACAAAGCUAUGAAAUUCAUCGGAGCGGUUUACGUCCUACUUCUCCUCCCUGCUUUAUGCUUCAACAGCGGUUCUGAAGUGCUGGAAAAGAAGCUGAGGGAGGUGUUCACAGAGAGGACGGGAAUCUUACGACAGCUCUCAAAAACAUCAAAGGAGCUGGACAGCAUAAAGGGUAACCUGCAGUCACUGAAGAAUGAUGACUCUGUGCCCAAAAAGGACGUGCAGAGGAUUCUGGAACUCAGCCACAAACAGAGGGAAGAGAUGAAGUCACUCCAGUCAGCCCUUCAAAAGAAACUUGACGAAGCUGCUGAAAGAGCUGAGAAGCAGCAAGCCACAAUCAUGUUUCUGAAGAUGGAGAUGGAAAAAAAGACUAAAAUCAUCAAAGACCUACAGCAGGAGAACAAAAGUUUGAAGAACAAACUUCUAUCUGGGAACAAACUCUGUGACAUACAUGCCGAAGAGUCCAAAAAAAUCCAAGCACAGCUGAAAGAGCUGAGGUAUGGCAAAAAGGAUUUAAUUUUCAAGGGUCAGCAGCUCAUGGACCUGGAGAACAAGCUGAGAGUUGCCAAAGAGGAGCUGGAGAAAGCAGCACUGGAUAAGGAGUCACAGCUGAAGGCCCUGAAGGACACCGUCCAUAUCUGCUUCUCAUCUGUCCUACACAGCCAGACACCCAGUCUACAUAGACUCCCAGCCACAUCCACUCAUCUGAUGAGAUUCUCCCCCUUGGUCAACAACUCACGAGUCACCUUCCAGCAACCGCACAUAAAGGAUAUUCCAAAAGUUCCCAGAAUCACAACAACAACUAAAUUGCCUGUAAAUGUGGAGGUAAUGAGAAGAGAUGGUUCAGGAGUCAAGGACUGCCAGAUGGUAAAGCUAGGUGCAGAUUGUUUCCAGAAUCAGACUGUGAGAACAUCUACUGAGAUAACAAAGAUGACAGGUCAUACCCAGCCAAGAGGCCCAGGGAGCAGCGGGCAUGGUAGUGUGCAGACAUCUGAGGACGGCAAGAUGGUGGGAGCCCCCAAAAAGCCACAGUCUGACAGACACAACUGAGAGACUUGGCUGACUGGCUGCAUGGUACAGAUGAAUCCUGAGCAGUUUAAGACCCUCUUUCUCUCAAUAACAAAGCACAUAAGCACAUGCCCACACACAUAUACACGUACAUACAAACACUGCACUUCAGGGGCACUUAGGCACCUAACACACAAACACCCCCCACCCCACAUACACACACACAAACCUACACAUACACACUAUAUGUAACACUGCUAUUGUAGAAAAGGAACCCCCAACAUACAGUUUUGAACUUUUUCAAUGACUCCAACAGUAUAGUACAGCGGCAUGCACUAUAGACUUUUAGGUUUUGAUUUUAAAAGUUCCAAUUGUACUGGUACUGGUCUUUUCUUUUAUAAUAACUGUUCCUUUCUCUGUUAUCUGUUUCGGUUCAACUUCUCUUGAAUUUGAGGACACAAGUUUCUUUGAUUUGUGAUGAUUGUAGUUGGGAACACUUUGUGGGCUGGCACCCUAGACCAGGGUCAUAUUCACAAAGAUUCUCAGCAGGAGUGUAGCUUUCAGCUCUGCUUCUCUAUGUGCUAAACCAACCAUUGGUAAAGGGUGCAGAAAGGCUCACUCUGCACUGUUGCUCCUGUUUCAAAUUCCUUUGUGAAAUCAGAUCCAAUAUUUCUAGGCUAAAAAGUACAGAUGUUAAGUAGGGACUAUUCUUGCACAGCUAACAUUUAAAAUGUAAAGGUUGUCACAUGGUGUAGCAAAGGUUAAUUUACUCUCAGUAUUCCAUAUUCUAAAGUAUUAGUAACUUAAGUUGGCUGGCCAACUUUCACCGUUGAAUACUUGGAAUUAGGUGCCAGAAUUAAAGAGAAAAGCCAGACUCACAAUGAGUCGUCUUCCUGAGAAUGAUGUGCCAUGCACUGAGUACUUAAUCUACUGCUACAUGUGUCAGUUUCUCUACCUUCCUGUGUCCUUUCAAUAAACAGUGAUUUUCGGUAAUUGUGUGAAGAAUAAAUGGUUAUUUGUGGAA